Molecule: messenger RNA, 2599 nt
Organism: Lates calcarifer (barramundi perch)
Lineage: Eukaryota; Metazoa; Chordata; Actinopteri; Centropomidae
Product: transmembrane protease serine 11D
Exons: 11
Coding region: 622-2130 (502 amino acids)
Biological process (GO): proteolysis
Molecular function (GO): serine-type endopeptidase activity
Source: RefSeq, a predicted model, not a curated record
UGAUGACAAGAGUGCACGUAUCCGUUACUGACCUGACUGCUGGAGCUUCGCCUGUUCUGACCAGAAGAGAAAGAUUAAGUUGGAGAGGGAAGAAGAGUAGACUGGAAGGAGAAAGAGGACAUUGAUGAAGGGUGUGAAAGGAUUAAGUGUUAACUGAGGAGAGGAGGAGGCGUAGAAGGAGGAGGAGAGUGACUUAAUCGCAAGAGAAGAGGUGACAAACCUGUGCUGAAGCCUGUGUGAGCUGUAGGUGAUGGAUUUGCAGUAACGGGGCAGAUAUCUCGAGAUUAAAGAUGCACGAGAGCAAGCGGGCAUCUUCACAAUCUUGUCACUGACGGGGCAGCAGUGAUGCAUUUGUUUUCCUGACUGUGGUAUGAGCCGGUUUAAUAAGUUGAGGAGACGGGCUCGGAUGAAGAACCACCAGGCAUACAGAUGAAGUCCACACAUGCAAAUCUGUACGGUUGACAUUAAGGUUUCAAGGUUUCCUUCCAUCUCUGUUUCUCCUCUCAGCUCAGCCAUCAUGCUUGAAAUCCAGCUGAGCUCAUCCCGUCACAACAGCUAGUUACUAUCCAAGCUAUCACCCCAUGGAACAUCAACCCUGACUCUAAACACGUUCUCCAUUUAAUGAUGUCUAACAGUGACUUUACAGGUGUGGAUUUCCAGGUCCAAACUGGCAGCACCAGUGUUUCUGAUGCAGAGCAGCCGGUUGUUCCGUCAGUGUGUCCAUCCCCUGAGCACUGGUCAUCGACAUCUUUUCAAAGUCCAACCAGUCAUGAAGUAUUGAGUGUAUCAUCUCUGGUCCCUUCUACGGUCCUCACACUCAUGCCCCACUAUAAACCCACAGCUAAUGGAAGCUUAUACCCAGAACUUUCAUCCUUUUCUGAAAUAACAUCAAAGCCUCAGCUUCCAGAAACAUCAUCCUUUCCAUCUGGUUCCCCAGAGACCCAAGAUCAAAAAAUCCUGACUUCACCACUUCCUUGUAGUGAUAAUGCCCAGGAAGUCCAGCAGAGGAAACCAUCAGAUGGGGGACCACUGGAGGAGGGAUCAGUAGGUCUCAUCUUACUCAAAGAUCUUCCUGAUGAAGAGCCAGAUGCAGAGUCUCAAGGCUGUUCAUCUCGUGACUUAUUACUGAUUGUGGGCCUCCCUAUGAUCAUCAUCCCCAUCAUCACUUCUGCUCUGUUAAUCAAGUUCCUGGUUUUCCCCUCUGGGGUAAGUGAAUCUCCUCCUGCCUGUGGUGUGAAAGGGAACUGCAGUGUCUUGACCCUUGUGCCUGUUCUGUCUAAGAAUCCAGUGAACCAGACAGGGAACAUCACUGCAGACUGCACAUCUCUGGCUAGCGACGGUCGACGUAUUGUUGGGGGGACGUUGGCGGCCAGUGACAAGUGGGGCUGGCAGGUCAGCAUGCACUGGAGAGGGAAACACGUCUGCGGAGGUGCCAUCAUCUCCCCUCGCUGGGUCAUCACUGCAGCUCACUGCUUUGUUGAGGUUCAAGUCAAGAGUGGGAACAAAAUGUCUGAAGCAGCUGACUGGCUGGUGGUGGUGGACACGGUCAACAUCGCAGAUGAAUCUCUGGGGAAACGUUACAGAGCGCUGCAGGUCCUCUACCACCCCCAUUUCAACACAUUCAACAACGACUAUGACGUGGGCCUACUGCGCACCAUCACUGACAUGGACAUGAAAGGUGGGGUGCGACCGGUCUGUUUACCCCAUCCGAACGAGUCCUUCCCUCCUGGAGCGGCCUGUUGGAUCACAGGCUGGGGAUAUAUUAAUGAAGGAGGCUUUGUGUCAGAUGAGCUAAGGCAGGCACAAGUCAAAGUAAUAGCUCAAUCUGUCUGCUCCGACCCGAGCGUCUAUGGCGUUUACCUAACUCCUCGGAUGAUUUGUGCUGGCACAAUGAACGGAGGGGUGGACUCCUGCCAGGGAGACAGUGGUGGACCUCUGGUCUGUGAGACAGCCAAUGGGGAGUGGAGACUGGCAGGGGUGGUGAGUUGGGGUGAAGGCUGCGGACGGCCAAAUAAACCAGGCGUCUACAGUAGAGUAACCCAACUGAUCGGUUGGGUUGAAAAAUAUAUAGAGGACAAACCAGAGGAAGUGAAGGAGGCCACGACAGGCAUCACUGACACUUACAACUGAGACAAGAGACAAUAAAGAAGGCACUCACCUGCAUCUGCUUGUUUGUUAUUGGUUCUAAUAUGACAGGCAGGUUUUAAAGUAAUAUUUUUGUUUAACUAGACUGACUCAUUUAACACCUGGAUACAAACACCCAAAUAUUGCUCCGAAAAAUUGUUCCAACUCUGUUGUGGAAGUUACCGCAAGUGCAUUGCACCUGCAGUUUGCUUUGCUUUCACCUGCUGUCCAGUUCAUACCAAACCAGCUCUAUGGGAGACUGCUGCUCUUCCAUCAUUUGAAACCACCAUCUAUUGUCCUGUUAUUGUAAUCUUUUGGGUCAUUACCUUGCUGUAGGAAGAACAUCUGACACACUAGUUGUCUGUCUUCCUUUGUUGCUUGCCCUUCUCUCACCAUUCUGAUAGCAAUACAGUACUAAUUCCUGCAGCACAGUAUCAUCCUAUCAAUGCAUCAUGAAGUGUAGCAACACAGUUUG